Messenger RNA from Aspergillus mulundensis, 1431 nucleotides. Its product is annotated as NCBP3 domain-containing protein. Gene Ontology annotation, molecular function: mRNA binding; RNA 7-methylguanosine cap binding. Gene Ontology annotation, cellular component: nucleus; cytosol. The record is from RefSeq and is a predicted model, not a curated record. The coding region runs from base 1 to 1431 and encodes 476 amino acids. The transcript has 2 exons. Lineage: Eukaryota; Fungi; Ascomycota; Eurotiomycetes; Eurotiales; Aspergillaceae.
AUGGAUAUGGACAUGGACCUGGACCUCGGUCCUCUACCGGAGCCCGAGCUAAUUGACACUGAACAAACGCUUCAAGCAUCUACAGCCGUUCCAGUAGACGGAGCAAUCCUCGAUCCUCAAACAGCCGAGACACAAUCCGAGAAAGUACACAUACGCGGUGUUGACGAAUUGACGACAGAUAAUAUCAGAGAAUUUGCGAUAUCCAAUUUCCCUCACGAACAGCCCGCCCGCAUCGAAUGGAUCGAUGAUACUUCCGCAAACAUAGUCUACUCAGCCCCCGAGAUUGGUCUACAAGCUCUGGCUGCCAUGACGCAUGACGGCGAACUCGAAGGUGGUUCCUCCGGUGACACAGCUAUCUCCAACGGGCUAGGCGAUAUCCCCGCGCUCCGACUGCGGUCGGCGAAGGUACUGGCUUCACACCCCGACUCUGUCCUGCAGGUGCGCUCAGCGGUGAAGACGGAUAAGAAGAAGCCUCGCGCGCACGAGGCAAGCCGUUUCUACAUGAUGCAUCCAGAACACGACCCACGGGAGCGCUUACGGCGCGAAUUAGCGUCUGAUCGGCGGCGCAGCGUGGGAGACAGUGACGGAGACUAUCAGAGGAGGCGGUUUGAUGGGCGCGAACUGCGUCGCCGUCGAGAGCGGGAUAAUGAAGGCGGUAUCAGCGCGAGCAUGUAUGAUGAUAGCGGCGCCGGAAGCGCAGACCGUUCAGAUGGAGAUGGGGAUUGGGAUCGCGGAAGGCGGAGGAGGGGAAGCGAACGCCGUGACCGCGAUAUGGAAUUGUUUCCUGAUGAAGGCGCUAGGUCUGGGCGACUGCGCCAUCGCAGCGCGUCUCCUGGCCGCGACACGCUGAUGAUGGAAGGGGGCUAUAUCGAAGAGAGGCAAGAAUCACGACGCAGAUUCCGGGAGCGCAGCCCGCCACCACGCCGGCGCAAUGAAGGCCGGGAGCUCUUUGGUUCAUCUGAUGCCGAUGCGAACUCGCGCGAACUUUUCCCGAACAAAACUGCGAACACUUAUCUCAAGAAAGAACUCUUCCCAUCCAAGGUCAGCAACCAUCGCCGAUCGGACGCUAUCGACGUCGCAGAUGAGACGGCGGACCUCUUUGCCAGGCGUAUCUCAAUCCCACUGGUAGACGGCGCCCACGACACGAAUAACAAUGCUUCGAAACGUAAUCGCAACAUCGAACUUUUCCCGUCAGACAAAUCGGAGCGAGCGUCUGUACAUAUCCGCGGCGCAGCGGGUGGUGGCCAAGACCAGGGCUUCGCGAUUCGCGGCUCCGCAGAGAAUGGUAUGUCUAUCAAGGGGAGGGGUGGCGCAUCAGUUCGUGAACUGUUUCCGUCAAAGUACCACAAUAAUGCUGGCAAGGAGUUGUUCUCCGAUAAAAUAGAGGGCAGGGGAGGGCCCCGCCGGAAGGCGGAGGAUAUGUUCACAUAG